GCACUUUAAUCUCUGGGAAGCCAACUGGCACAGACCUGCCAUUUGACUAGCUGGCAACUUGCAGACGAAGAAAAUCUGCAUGGAGACUGUCCUGGGUGCCCUCUGGCUUUAUUAUUUAUAGCAGAAUCAAUAAGGGGAGCUCCACUAGCCUGGAACUCACUCACAGCAAAGUCCCAGCCUUUCAGCAUUGCUGGAUGGGGAGGUUACCUGAAAGGAGCUGUCCCUGCCUGUGACCAAAAUCAAGUCAAUACACUGGAAGAAGAUCAGCCUGGAAAAGCGAGAUUAAGCACAAAAAGAUGCACUUUCAAUAGCAGCUUUUCUGUGCAGCAGUCAGCACCCUCAUGUCUCCAGUAUUAAUUGCUGCAUUACCACUGCCCUGCAAGGCAGUCAGCAAAGCGUGGGAAAGCAAACUCCUUCUCCCUCUUGCUCUCUGGUGAGGCUUGCUGUGUGCCUGUCCUUAUCAAGUUCUAUCAGGCCACAUGCAUUCUCAGGAUAUCAUCUAAAGUGUGUACACACGCCAGGGCGAAGCUGAAGGGGAGAACCUCUACGUUUCACAAAGACAAUACCUUGCUUCCUCCUGUGAUCAUCCCUGGAAGCUUUAUAGAAGCAAAUCAACAGCUCAGAGGCUGUGGUUCUGUGUCUGAGCCCACCGCCAGAGUUUUGUGCAUUGCACAAAGUACCACUGAAGUAAUAACGGAUUUUUUUUGAGCUCCUGGACUUUGCAAGAGAGCAAAUCCUUCCUCUACAUUUGAACCAUGAGUGGCUGUUCAAAGAGAUGUAAGCAUGGGCUUGUGAAAUUUGCCCAGACCGUCUUCAGGAUCAUCACCGGCACGCUCAACAAAGAUAAAAUUGAAGAUGAAUUAGAAAUGACCACAGUGUGCUAUCGGCCCGAAGGACUGGAACAGCUUGAAGCACAAACCAAUUUCACAAAGAGGGAACUUCAAGUGCUUUACAGAGGAUUUAAAAACGAAUGUCCUAGUGGGGUUGUUAAUGAAGAGACCUUCAAACAGAUCUAUGCACAGUUUUUUCCACACGGAGAUGCUAGUAUGUAUGCCCAUUAUCUGUUCAACGCGUUUGACACGGCACAGAAUGGCUCUGUGAAGUUUGAGGGUUUUGUGAUGGCACUCUCGAUCUUGUUGAGAGGAACAGUACACGAAAAGCUAAGAUGGACAUUUAAUCUUUACGACAUAAACAAAGAUGGCUAUAUAAACAAGGAGGAAAUGAUGGAUAUAGUAAAGGCAAUUUAUGAUAUGAUGGGCAAGUACACAUAUCCUGUUCUCAAGGAAGAUGCUCCAAGACUGCAUGUAGAAGUUUUCUUCCAGAAAAUGGAUAAGAACAAAGACGGGGUUGUAACUUUAGAUGAGUUUAUUGAAUCCUGUCAGGAGGAUGACAAUAUUAUGAGGUCCUUACAGCUCUUUGAGAAUGUGAUGUAACCACAUCUGAGAGGCAGCACAGGAACCAGAGACUUUGUAUGGAAUGAAAAUCUUCUUUCUGGCCGAAAGCUUUUUACAGCUCCGCUAUGCUGCGUGAACAAGGAUUGUGUAAGACAUCUCCUACCGAGCUGCGUUCCCGAAUGCAACAAACUCCCAUCUCUCCUCCCCAAGAGACACCGACUGGAAGUUAUUUCAUUUUGGAAGCAUGCUAAUAGUUUCAUACAGCCUGGUGAGCAAGCCCUGCUGCUUGAAGUUUAAUGAAUAAUAUGCUACCUUCUCUUUGCUCGCCACAAGUUCUGCUGCUUUUUCAUCUAGCAAACUUGAUCACAUAUGGUAGCACCAUGUCCGUAGCUUGCUAAGCCCAUCUAUUGUGAGUGGAAACUCAGCCCAUUCCAUCAUAAAACAAUAUGUUGUAUAAAUGUCGUCUUUAUUUUGCUUGGGCGGAAGCCUACUCUACCAGGACGUCUCUGUUUAGAUUUUUAAAACUAACACCCGAUUUAUUUAGUAUGUUAAAUGGAGUGUCCAGUUCAUUGAAAAACCAUAUAUCCCACUUUCCUCAACAUUCCUGAGUUGUCUCUCACAUACACUGGUGUCACUCCAUUCAGAUUCAUGGAGUUGCUUCUAAAAUAUACCAGUCAGCAUGUCUAGACUACAUCCCUUUUUCGAAAGAGG
Messenger RNA from Pelodiscus sinensis (Chinese soft-shelled turtle), 2105 nucleotides. The record is from RefSeq and is a predicted model, not a curated record. NCBI's taxonomy places the organism in Eukaryota, Metazoa, Chordata, Testudines, Trionychidae.